CGGUGGACCACACUCCUGCACAUGGACAAGCUCCCCUCCACUUCAACGCCCUCACGUGGACCCACCGGCCCGUUCUCGCGCAAGACCAGCACACUCACACCUCAACAUCUCCUGCACAUGGGCCCCGCCAAAGCAACGCUCAUGCAGCCCACAUUCACUUCACGCGGACAAAUCACAUGGCCCGCCUUCGCAAUCUCACGCACAUACUCCCGCGCCUUCAUCACUCACUCUCUCACACGUGGACCAAACUUCCAAUUUAGCACAAUUCUCCAGCUCUAUUUAAAGAGCUCUUCAGUGGACGGAAAAGGGCAAUCUCUCCAAUUUUCUUCAGUUCGGCAAUUUCCGCAAGGAGCUCUCCACGAAUCCAAUUUUCGAUCUGAAAACAGGGACACACUGCCCUUUGAUCCAGAAAUUGAAUGCACUCUCAGAAGACUUAGAAAGCAAGCCGCAGAAGCUUCAUCUGAAGCAACCGAAUUUUACCAACAAGCUGCACCAAUGGCUGAACAUAAUCCACAAGAUGCUGCCCCAAAUGGACUUGCUGUCCAGAACCAAAUAGUUCAAGAAAAUCCAGCAGUUAGGCCACAAGCACAAAGGGAAAGAACCAUGAGGGAGUUAGCAACUCCCAUAGGUGAUUAUGCUCCACUUUGUAUCACCUAUCCACCUCUUACAGUCCCCUUUGAACUGAAAUCAGAAAAUGGUGUAAAAGGACAAUUUGGAGAAAAUGCCCCUAAAACUGCCUUAUUGGAGCAAAAGAGAGCAAGUUUGUAAAAUUGGAUCCACAUCAAGCAACUUGGCUUUUGGGCCCGCUUAUGGAUCAGCCCAUUCCCGCACUCACUCCCUCACGCGCACGGUGGACCACACUCCUGCACAUGGACAAGCUCCCCUCCACUUCAACGCCCUCACGUGGACCCACCGGCCCGUUCUCGCGCAAGACCAGCACACUCACGCCUCAACAUCUCCUGCACAUGGGGCCCGCCAAAGCAACGCUCAUGCAGCCCACAUUCACUUCACGCGGACAAAUCACAUGGCCCGCCUUCGCAAUCUCACGCACAUACUCCCGCGCCUUCAUCACUCACGCUCUCACACGUGGACCAAACUUCCAAUUUAGCACAAUUCUCCAGCUCUAUUUAAAGAGCUCUUCAGUGGACGGAAAAGGGCAAUCUCUCCAAUUUUCUUCAGUUCGGCAAUUUCCGCAAGGAGCUCUCCACGAAUCCAAUUUUCGGUUCUUUUCUUUUCCUUUUAAUUUUCUAUUUUUAAUUCAGCCAAUGAGUGACUGAUUUCUUUAAUUCUAGUUGAGGAUUGGUUGAAACUAAGGUUGCUUAAUGGGUUGUGAGAU
Manihot esculenta (cassava) is the source of this 1336-nucleotide messenger RNA. RefSeq lists its product as uncharacterized. The transcript has 3 exons. Bases 22 to 768 code for a protein of 248 amino acids. NCBI's taxonomy places the organism in Eukaryota, Viridiplantae, Streptophyta, Magnoliopsida, Malpighiales, Euphorbiaceae. The record is from RefSeq and is a predicted model, not a curated record.